This is a messenger RNA of Wallemia ichthyophaga EXF-994, 423 nucleotides long. Its product is annotated as Regulatory protein MIG1. The record is from RefSeq and is a predicted model, not a curated record. NCBI's taxonomy places the organism in Eukaryota, Fungi, Basidiomycota, Wallemiomycetes, Wallemiales, Wallemiaceae. The transcript is spliced from 4 exons. Gene Ontology annotation, molecular function: zinc ion binding; DNA-binding transcription factor activity, RNA polymerase II-specific. Bases 1 to 423 code for a protein of 140 amino acids. Gene Ontology annotation, biological process: regulation of DNA-templated transcription.
AUGUCCGAUACGCAGCAACACCAAUGUGAUCAGUGUCAGAAGGUUUUCAGUCGUUACGAGCACCUCGUACGCCACAUAAACUCUGCGCAUACAAAAGAAAGGCCGCAUAUCUGCACCUUCUGCGGGCGCUCUUUUGCGCGCUCAGAUGUCCUCACCAGACAUAUGACGCUCCACACGCGGCCAUCGAAUCCGCUUACCAAAGACAGACGCCAUCGUAUACUUAGAGCGUGUACAAAUUGCAAGAGCAGUAAGCUCAAGUGCGAUGGACUGAAACCGACGUGCACACGCUGCAGCCAAAGACACAAGGAUUGCAGUUUUACGGAUGAAAUGCCUAAGCCAGAGCCAAUCGCACCACCCUCACCACCCUCCACCAAGAGACUUCGAUUACCACCGAUCAGUAGCUGGGCCCCUGAUCUCUUAUAA